AUGUACCUCAUCGACGACAAUGACGACCCAGACGUGACGAUCGACGUGAAGGUGGAAAAAGUCCAGAGACGUGUACAUCACCGACGAGACAUGUUCGAAUGGGAAUGUAGCGAGGCCUUCGGCGACAUUGUGGCUUUUAUGCGGCAGAUGAACGAAGAAGUGCAAGGGACAGUCCAAUCUAAAAUAACAAUUGCCUGCUCAGAUCAAUCGACAAAACCGCCGUGGUCUUCCAGGGUGCAAAUGGUGUUGGACAUACUAAACAAUGUCCAUGCUUGGGCCACUCACAAUCAAUCGGACAUCAACUCUGGGUAUUCGCCGGUUUCACUGUUCCAAAAAUUCCAUAAAAUGUUACACUCCGAUGGACAUACGCUGAUAGUACAAAUGUACGGUGCAAUAGGCAGCCAUUUGACCGUAGAACUGCCCGUGUACUUGAAACAAAGCUUUGGCGCGCCGGAAAAUAUGGAAUACGGGAUACAACACGAAAUUUCGUUCACAAUGUUUCUCAUAAUAUUGUACAAAUUAAAUUUCUUGACUCCCUUGGACGAACCGUACGUAGUUUGUCUACUGUUCGAUAAUUCAAGAAGUUUUGGUUUAAACGAUUAUCAUUAUUUGCCUUUUCUAUGGGGCAGCGCUCAAUUGAUAGAAAAUAAAUGUAAUAUACUACCAAUAUCAAUAGACGAAACAAGAACAGCAAAACUCUAUAAGUCAGAUUUUAUUUUUAUGGAUUGUUUGCAUAAUUUACACUCGCUUAAACAAUCAGAACCGUUCUGGAAACACUCGUACCAGCUUUGGAGUUUAAAAUCUUUAUCAAACUGGGAAAAGGUCAACCAAGGACUAAUGGAAAUGUUUAAAAGGGAUUUGCUGAACAACUACGAUAUAGUGAAACAUUUGGUUUUUGGAGAAUCACUCGGAUUCAAACGGGACAUAAAUCGGUUUGAAAAAGAGUUCUACAAUAGAAUACCCAUCAACUUAAGUGGCAUAACGGAAGAAAUGGAGGAGAUAGAAGCCGAAGGUUGUAAGUCCGAAUAG
Molecule: messenger RNA, 1029 nt
Organism: Adelges cooleyi (spruce gall adelgid)
Lineage: Eukaryota; Metazoa; Arthropoda; Insecta; Hemiptera; Adelgidae
Product: serine/threonine-protein phosphatase 2A activator-like
Exons: 3
Coding region: 1-1029 (342 amino acids)
Biological process (GO): mitotic spindle organization
Cellular component (GO): protein phosphatase type 2A complex; cytoplasm; nucleus
Molecular function (GO): protein tyrosine phosphatase activator activity; peptidyl-prolyl cis-trans isomerase activity
Source: RefSeq, a predicted model, not a curated record